AUGGCAACAGACAAUGACGAUGCAUCUGGAUAUGAAAAAGGGAUGCUCUUUUCAUGGCACCUGCUACCCCCUAGCCUGACGUUGUUGUGGCUGUACUCAACUAGCGCUCUCUGCCCCACCUCCUGCACUUGCAAACAAAGCGACAACGGCCAGCGGAAGGUGUCUUGCGUCAAAGGUGGCAUGCGGGAUCCCAUUCCCACAUCAGAGAUGGACCCCGGCGUGGAAAUCUUGGAGAUUUCGGCCCCUGCGGGCAACCGCAAUACCCUGUCGAUCGCCCCGAUUUUCCAGCAGUUCAAGCAACUCAAGGAAGUCUCCAUAAGGCAUUCCAACGUACAUCAGAUUACCAUGCACGCGUUCUGGGGGGUUCCCUCUAUAAAACUCUUGGACUUGUCUUAUAAUAACAUUAGUACGGUGUUGGAUCACAACUUCCGCGGGUUAGUGAAUUUGUUGGAGUUAAAUCUGGACGAUAAUAGGAUAGAGAGGUUGCAGAUAGGCGCGUUUAAACACCUAACCGAGUUAAGGAUAUUGACUCUGCAAAGGAAUUUGCUGGAAGAAAUAGUGCCUCGUGUGUUCCUUAAACUUGCUAAACUGCAUGUGCUCAAGCUUAGUGAGAAUAAGUUCGAAGAAUUCGAUCCUGAAGUGUUCAAGGACAUUCCGGACCUCCGCGUGCUCGAGCUGCGAGGGUGCGGAAUCAAAAGAAUAAACACUCAACUCUACCACUUGCUGCCUUAUCUCUCUCAUCUGGACCUGGGGAACAAUCGAUUCCAGUUCCUGGCCGAGGACGAGUUCCAGGACCUGCACCGCCUGCACAGCCUCAAGCUAGACGGCAACUUGCUGCCCGUCAUCCUGGACAAGACCUUCGUCAAGCAGCAGCAGUUGAAGUAUCUCUGCCUCGCCAGGAAUAGGUUAGCUAAGAUAACGGACGCCGCUUUUGUCAAUCUGACGAACCUGGUGGAGCUGGACAUCAGCUUCAACAGGAUGAAGAAGCUGGACAGCGUGGCGUUGUCCCAUUUGGCGGAUACUUUGCAGAAGUUGCUGAUCAGCGGCAACAAGUUCCCUUGGAGUUUGAUGAAACCUAUUUUCCAAACAAUGAACAAGGUUUGGUAUUUGGAGAUUGCUCAAAUGAACCUCAGAAGCAUCCCUGAGAGGUUCCUACCAGACAGGAUUAAGAAUUUGAAUGUUUCUUGGAACAAUAUAACAUCUGUAAGUGUGCAAGCGUUUCCCAGGCACCUACAGGACAUUGAUCUGUCACACAAUGAACUCAAAGGAUUAAACGAUAGCGUUAUAAUAAAACUAGAGACUUUAAAGCAUGUGAACUUGUCCGGUAACCCUUGGACCUGCAGUUUAUGUCACAUUACCUCAAUAUUGUUUCGCGUGAACAAAACGGAACUUUUUAAAAAUUUAACAUGUGCCUCUCCCAAGAGUCUGAAGGGUCUAAAGCUCAGCGCCCUUCGCUUAGAAGACGUGACGACGUGCAGGUCGAAAAACGACGACGAUAGUUCUUCAGGUGAUAAUAAACUAAGUUUGCUCAUAGGGUUAAUAUGUAUUGUGAUUCUUGCGAUCUUAUCGAUAAUUUUCGUUGUGUGUUCGUGUGUGAGAAGACACGCCAGGAACUUGCAGAGGCAGCAAAAAAGAGCGGCCGAGGAAGCUGAGAACAGUCUGAGAAGUGCUACGGCGAUAUUCUGCAAAGGGGAGAUUAGUUUUAAGUUUCCUUUGGACUUGACGGAGAGAAAGAUGUCGGUGUCGACCAUCGAUGAAAUCAAGAGGGAUUCCCAACAGAGCUUGCCUAACGGGACGGGAACUGGGAUUUGA
Molecule: messenger RNA, 1812 nt
Organism: Anoplophora glabripennis (Asian longhorned beetle)
Lineage: Eukaryota; Metazoa; Arthropoda; Insecta; Coleoptera; Cerambycidae
Product: insulin-like growth factor-binding protein complex acid labile subunit
Exons: 3
Coding region: 1-1812 (603 amino acids)
Cellular component (GO): extracellular matrix
Molecular function (GO): protein binding
Source: RefSeq, a predicted model, not a curated record